Molecule: messenger RNA, 1101 nt
Organism: Wallemia mellicola CBS 633.66
Lineage: Eukaryota; Fungi; Basidiomycota; Wallemiomycetes; Wallemiales; Wallemiaceae
Exons: 3
Coding region: 20-1030 (336 amino acids)
Biological process (GO): meiotic chromosome segregation
Cellular component (GO): nucleus; chromosome, centromeric region
Source: RefSeq, a predicted model, not a curated record
GAUAAAUAAGAACGCGCCUAUGAGCCGCAAUAAGGAAGUGCUCGAGGCGUUUGAGAAUUUUAGACAGAAGCACAGUAAACAGAAUAGGGAAAUAAUAGUCAAUAACACCCUAUUGAAUAUCAGGAACCAGCAGUUGCAACAGGAUUUGGCUAAACUCUGGGAUGAAAAUACCUCGCUGAGACUACAGCUCUCACAAUCUAAUCAUCAGUUGAAAGUACGCCAGAAUAGGGUGAUUGAUCAGGUAAUAACUAAUUUACAAUCAUUGAAAUCUGAUUAUGAACCAAGUACAUUCACACAUACUUCACAACCAGUCGAAAGACGCGUCGUUGCUGUGCCGCCUUCAUUGGCUAGUAUACAAGAGGCUACUAGAACGCCGAAGGACGAAAAUACGCGUAAAGAUACGACCGAAAGACCAUCUUCGUCUCGAUCUUCGUCUGACAACGAAGAACCAUCAGUGGAAGCAGUGAAAUCUAGACGCAGAUCUACUAGAAGGCGGCAAAGUCGCAUUGAACUCCCUGAUCCUCGUUUACUUGAAAGAUCAUCGGCUGAACCUUCAGUAGCCGCUAGUGGGAACGAAGAUGAUGAAAACGAUGGAGAUACCCACAAAGCAUCUAUCAAAGCUGGCAAAAAGAGGCGAAAUAUAGAAGAUCAAGAGGAUACGCCAAAAAUGAGACGCAGGAGUUCUCAAGAUUCACCUCAGACAUCGACAUCCAGACGAAAUGGAGUUAGAAAGAUGAUGAAAUCAAAGCAAAACUUUAUAGAGGAGCCGCCAAAGAAGAGAGUCCAGAAACUAGCGCAAUCGCCUGAGAAUAUAGAGGAUAUUGAGAUUAAGGAGACCGAUAUGUCAAGGUCUGUUAGUGUGGACGCAGAAGGACGUCCAUCACGUAGGGCUCGGAAAUCAGUCAACUAUGCACUGCCUAGUCUACGUGCUAAAAUGCGCAAACCAGAUCCCCUUGAUACCGUACCGGUUGAGAUAAGCUCCGGGAAUGCAGAAUCCUUGGCUAGUGUCCUAGCAGAUGACAGUGAUUGAAGCAGUUUUGUUAUUUAUAAUUUAAAAUGUAAUUUUAGUUUUUAAAUCACUGUUAUAUACUUCAUUACAGC